Molecule: messenger RNA, 5161 nt
Organism: Belonocnema kinseyi
Lineage: Eukaryota; Metazoa; Arthropoda; Insecta; Hymenoptera; Cynipidae
Gene: Dmtn
Product: transmembrane and coiled-coil domains protein 2
Exons: 11
Coding region: 874-2628 (584 amino acids)
Cellular component (GO): endomembrane system
Source: RefSeq, a predicted model, not a curated record
AGUCAGCGUAAACUCACCAGGAGUUAGACAUUCCCCGAAGUUGUUCAAAGAAUAUCGUGGUCAGGGCGACCAAUCCACUCUUCAGUAUCUUCUUCUUAACCUACCUAACAAUUCUCAAAAUAUCAAAAACUUUUCACAAAUAAUCAAACCAUUCUCGCCUCUGAAAUCUUGUGUCGAUUUUCUCGAACUCACAACAUUCAACAAAUAUUUUACGUCGGGACGGUGUGCCUCGCACAAUUUCCUACAAAACCAAAAAGCAGUGCACGCAAUAGUAAUUAUGGAUAUUUUGUGAUAACUGAAUAUCGUGCUGACAAAGAAAUGACGAUGACACACCCGCGAAGCGAGCGACGACGGCGAUGAUCGAUGAUCUGCGAGAGCAGCUGAGUUUUCUGCUUGGCAAAACGAGUGACACUUGACAGGACUCAAUCCUGUUAUUCUUUGAGUGGACUACUUAUUAUUUCAUUAGUUUAUUUAUUUAAUUCACUCACGGAAGUUCCAUUUUAAUGCAAAUUCAGUUCAAGCUUAGAUUACUCAGAGUGCAAGUGGAGCGAUAUUAAAUGAAAAAUGAUAUAUGACUGUAAAGUGAAUCGAGUGCAACGACUAAUCAUGAUCGUGAACCGUGUGCAUGAGUGAGUGAUACAUCGUCCGCUGUCUUCUUGAAUGCGUAAAAGUGAGAGAGCAACGAGGUGGACCACUCUCCGAUUUCGUUGUCGACGACGGCAACGUCGAGAGCGAACCGGAAUCCUCCCUAGGAAGAGAACGACUUAGUUCAAAAUCAGCAUCGCCAGGAACAAGCCUCUGCCUUUGACAGGUUCAGCAGAAACCUGAGAGCAAAUGCAGUUUUAACCCGAGAUCAUCUCGAGAAAAAAAGGAAUGGCUAGCUUGAUGGUGAGUUCCUCAAGCAAAAACAGCUCACGAAGUGCUUCACCUAAUAGAGGAAACGCUCCAGGAUCUCAAAACCAGCAACAAUCACCAAUCAUCGUGGAUCACACUCCAAAAACACGGAAUGCUGCGGUGCAUCAGGCAGGAGAAGGUAGCACGGGCAGUGGUAGCAGUUGUGGAGGUGGGGGUGGUACCGGAAUGAAGAGUAGCAGUCGACAGAGAUCACCGAUUGCCGUAGUACGAACUGGCGAAACCAUGGAUGAAUCAAACACGAGCAUAAAUGCCGAUCCGGAAGAGAUUGGACCAAAUGUUCACCCACCCACUGACGAGGAAGGAGAAUCACACCACCACACGCAAUCGUUCCUAUCGAAUGGCUCAACUGAGUUGAUAAGUGACGACGUUGACUCAAGUGCCACGCGAGUUCGUCAAGCUAUCGAACAUAUUCAAAGCAAAAUUGCCAGAACUAGGGAACUGAUUCGGAUAGAGCAAACAACACGAGACGAAAAUGUAAAUGAAUAUCUAAAGCUAGCUGCAAGUGCAGAUAAGCAGCAGCUGACAAGAAUAAAGACUGUUUUUGAGAAGAAAAAUCAGAAGUCGGCCCAUAGCAUUUCACAGCUGCAGAAAAAACUGGAAAGUUACACGAAGAAAUUAAAAAAUUAUGAGAUAAAUGGCGCUCCGGCAAGUCAUCGACAACCAAGGGAAGUUCUUCGAGACAUGGGGCAAGGACUAAAAAAUGUGGGAGGCAACAUUAGGGAUGGAAUCACUGGUUUUUCAGGGAGUGUCAUGUCCAAGCCUCGCGAGUUCGCACAUCUCAUCAAGAAUAAAUUUGGCAGUGCUGACAAUAUAAAUACAUUAUCGCAUGGCUCGACAUUUUAUGUAAACGAUACACCACGUGCAGGUAAUGGUGAUAAUGCUAGCGUCGAAGAGGAAAAGACUCACCACGGUUCAGCUACACUUCCUGGAGGAUGUAGUCUAGGAUCAACGCACAGUGCAGCAGCUAUGAAGUUCCCAUCGGAAGAGGGAUCUGAAUGCUCGAGCGUGACGAGCGAAAGUGGACCCGGAAGCAGAGGGCAAACCCAUACUUGUCACGGUCACAGGGACACCUUCAGUCUCAAAUCCAUUUUCUCUGAGCUUCAGGAACACAGAGAGAACUUCGAUCGGAUGAGGGAAAAACUUGAGGGUCUCAAGACUCUUCAACAAGAAGUCAGCUAUCUUUCGCAUGCGGUGCAAGAAGAACGCUUUCGUUGUGAACGACUUGAAGAACAGAUAAACGACCUGACCGAACUUCAUCAAAACGAGGUCGAAAAUCUCAAACAGACGAUCACUGACAUGGAGGAAAAGGUUCAGUACCAGAGUGAAGAUCGUCUGAGGGACAUCCACGAAAUGUUGGAGAGCUGUCAGACCAAGAUUUGGAAAAUGGAACAUCAGCAACAACAACACCAGCAAUAUGUGACCCUCGAGGGUUUGGAUAACAGCAAUGCGAGGGCAUUAGUUGUUAAACUAAUUAAUGUAGUCCUCACAGUCUUGCAAGUUAUUCUCCUUCUUGUGGCCACAGGUGCUGGUAUCAUGAUGCCUUUCCUUCGAACGAGCUGUACUAAGCCUCAUUGUUUCAUGUGCAGGGUGCGCAUACUCACAACGACAUUUGUCGUUCUGGGCAUUGUGUUCGUGCUCAAGCAGUGGCCUGAGGUGCACGAUGUAGGAAGUCACCUUAUGCGCCACCUAAAACAGACUCUCGCCGUCAAGUAGCAUUGGUGGAAUAUUAAAAGCUAACUGCUCCACUCCCGGGGAAGAGAUGAACGACUUUGGUGUCAUUUCGCAGAUCGUCCAAGAAGCAAUAAAGAAAAUAAGUGCAGUAUUCCUUUCCGUGACGUGCAUCCUACACUCUUCCUAGCUACCUUCAUCGCUUGAUCACGAAACGCCUAGCGUUUCUGCCCUCAAAGAAUCUCGUCUAUCUUCUCCACGAAAAGAAGAAAAGAAGGCUCGACGAGAAAGCACACACGGAAGGAACCAAACGCGAAUGACCGUAUCGGUUGCGUUAUUAGCUGUGACUCUUCGUUACAUUUUUUGUUAUUUUAUUUUUGUCUACGCUGGUUAUUGAAAAUUGACUCUAAGCUCCGAGCAUAAACCACAAAGAGCCGAGUAAACGACAGUGACGUUCGCUUCAAAGAAAAGAAAGUGACGAAACAAAGUCGUUUCAUUGUUAAAUUGCGUCCAACACGAUCCUCUUGAUUUCUAGAGAGACUGAAUGUAGAAUCAGUGGUCUGUGAUUUCUGUGAGAUGGAUUGAAAUGGAUUGCUUACUGAGUGUGAUUUGACGAAGUUUAAAAUUGUAAGCAACGAGUGAUAUAAAAGUACCUCGACUCCAAUUAGCGAGAAAUCAUUAUGCGUGUCUGUGGCUGGUAAUAAUCGUCCAAACGCUAUACAAUAAAUUCAAAGUGAAUUUACAGUCAAUCUAUUAUCAAAGAAAGCACUUUGACUUGCAUAUUCUAGUUGCCUCAUCGCACUUAAAAUCAUUCAAAAUAGUGUCAUUUAGUACUCGUUCUUGACUCAUAAAGGCAGAAAUUGUAAAUAAUGUCAAAUAGGUGUCAUAACCGUCGUCCAUUGUCAUAAGAAUAGAAUAGUAGAUUCUAGAAGCAUCGCUGAGUGGCACUAUUUCAUCAUCGAGUCGCUCUGAGUUUCUCUGAUUCGAUACCUCCAUUUUAAAAGAACCUCUCUCGUAGUGUGCGUCAAAAAUCUAAUAUAACCAAUGUGGCGUUUAUUGUCUGAAAAACCACUUUGCUUUUUGAGUUGAUCCCUUGAAAUGAUCCUUUGUAUUCUUUGGAGAGUUUACGAAUUCUUUAAAUUCUCUUGAAUUGAUUGGGAUGCUUUUAAACUAUUUCAGAUUGUCUUGAAUUCUUUUCACUUCCUUGAAAUCUUCUGAAUUCCCUGAGUCCCUAGAAUCUAAAAUGUCUGAAUUUCAUUAAUUUCUUUCUCUGAGCUCCUUGAAUUCUUUGAUAUCUCUGAUUUCCUUGAAUUUCCAGCCAUCUCUGUAAUGCCUGUAAUUUUCUGAAAUAUCUUGAAUUUUCUGAAUUUCCUAAAUUCCUUGAGUAUUAUGAACUCACUGAAAUAUUUUAAUUUUUCAGAAUUCUCUGCAUUAUUUUAAAGUCUUGGAAUUAUCGAAAUUCCGAGAAUUGCACGAAUUCAGAUAAUUAAGGGACUUCUACGAACUAAGGUAAUUCCAAGAAUUUUAACAUAAUGCAAGAAAUGUAUCGAAUUUAGACGAGUUCAAGGAAGUCAAGGUAACGCAGUUAUUGCAUGAAUUAUCUGUUAUAUAUUUCUUAAAUCUUGCAGGAAAUUUGUAAAAAUAUUAAUAUAUUUAAAUAGAAAGUUUUGAAUACUUAUUUUCUGAGAGAGAGAAAUAUAAAAAAAAGUAACGAUAGCCCUUUUCACCAAAAAUUUUAUGAUCUUGAAACGUCACAUCCUAUAAAAGUGUACAAUUGCUCUAUUGACUAAUGAAGUAUCCAACUGACAGUUGGCGAAAAAAGUUGUGACCCUUUACAUGUCGACUUCCCCCGAUCAACAGCGCUACUCAGACUUAUGUUUACUUCCUUCCGGGGCUGGCCCAAUCAACAAUGCCUUAUCUUCCAGCAAAAAAAUCAAAAAGUAUACUUUUUAAACAGGAAAAAAGUAUUUAAACUUAUUUAAAAAACUUAUUUAAAAUUUAAAAACUAUUUAAAAAUAUGCAAGUACCCCGUCCAGUGUGAAUUCAGAGUAAUUAAAUUGAAUACAAACUAAUUUUAAAUAUUAUAUAUUAGCAGAAUCUUAUUGAUUCUUUUAACGUUUAGAGAUUAGACGACCAACCUUGGAGUGGUAGUUUUAGAUUUACACUCUGAAGAGGUUUUAUAAUAUAGAGGUUUCGAUUGAUCAACACGUACUUCAUUUCCAAACGUGGGUCGAAAUACAACCCUCCGAUACAUUAAGCACUUUUUUUUUAAUCCCCCUUUUCAAUAACAUACCACCACAGACACAAAAAUGUAUCGAAAUACUGCGAGAGAAUAGGAGAAAAUAGCCCAUGACAGAUAAUCGCUAUGAGAGAAAGACUGAUGGACUAAUCGGUUACGAGUCGAUAACUUUUCGAUUCUUCGUAACACGCUUGUGGCAAUUUUUGCACAACGGUGUAUCGGUUAUUCAAAUAUUAUCGGCAAGGGUUGGUAGGCAAUUCUCGGCUACAGCACCGAUGCAAACAUUCCUUUUUUUUUUUAGUUUUAGAUCGCGAUGCUCUUAUUCAAGGGGUACAUAAC